Molecule: messenger RNA, 1173 nt
Organism: Lasiodiplodia theobromae
Lineage: Eukaryota; Fungi; Ascomycota; Dothideomycetes; Botryosphaeriales; Botryosphaeriaceae
Exons: 3
Coding region: 1-1173 (390 amino acids)
Source: RefSeq, a predicted model, not a curated record
AUGCUGGAAGAAAGUACCCCUGCAGACGUCAGCGAAGAAGAUCUUCUUGCUUGCCAAAAAUUCUUCGAGAACGGCGUCUACCAAAUCUACUCCACGACAACCCACGAGUGGAUCAAGCCCCUCCUAGUCGAAAAGGCAAAGCAGUCGACCGCACUCUUCGUGGUCUGCGCGACCAUCCAAAUCUGCUUCGACGACGACGGCCUCUCCCUGCGCUUCCACCACCAGUUCGAGCGCGCCCUGCGCACCUUCCAGGCCGAACUAUCCGCGUGCAACGGCGUCAUCAGAAGCAGCACUUUCGGCGCCGGGUUGCUGCUCUGCACCCUUUCCCUCCUCCAAGGCCUGCGAUGGACCUCCCACAUCCUCUGCAUGGCCGACCUGUACAACCUGCACGGCGCUCUCGACACCACCGUCGACUCUGACCCGUACACCCACCACUGCCUCGAAGUCAUGGGCAUCAUGGACCUCCCGGGCUUCGUCCUGGGCCGCACGACGACGCAUCUCGGCUUUUGGCGGCGUUUCCGCAGCGCCCAGCAGCGGCAGCGGCAGCAGCGGGGGGAUAAGGAGGGCACGGAAGUAGAAGGAGAGGAAAAUGACGGCAUCGAGCCCGUCUCGGGCCUGCCCCGCUCGCUCCUCGACCUCUUCGCCCGCGCCGACGAGCCCGGCGCCGAGACGCGGUUCUGGCUCUGGCCUGGCGGCGGCGGCGAGACCGAUGGCGAGUUCGUGCAGGCGCAGCUGUGGGACGCGUGGCGGUAUGCGGGGAUACUUGACCACAGGCGGCGGUGGCGAGGACGGUCGGCAGGUGCUGCGCGUGAGGAUGCUUCUGGGGCUGGGGUCAUCGUCAUUCCGAGCACGGAGCGGCUAUUAUUUCGGCUGCUGAGCUGCCUCGAAGCGGUGCGGCUGGGCCUGGAGCAGCCGGAGUGCGGGCACCUGCUCGUCGGCAACGGCACGUUUUAUCCGUUCGUCAUGGCCAGCUUGGAGUUUGGGGUCUUGGACCAGCGGCCGGCUUGGAGGCUGGCGCUGGAUCGGUUUUGCGACAAGUUCCUCAGGCCCGACCGCAGUCGCAAUGUUCGGGUUCUGCUGGAGGCGAUUGGGGAUGCGCGGAGGCGGGGAGACGAGGCUUUUGAUGCGGAUACGGCUAUGAGGGCUCAGGGGGUGGAGAUAGCUCUAUUCUGA